CAUCUGAAAAGUAUUUGACAGUAUUAUAUAAGGAAGAGAUGACCGUGCUGAUAAGAGGAGAACGCCGUGAGAGCUAAAAUGAUCCAAACAUAUAGAGAACAAAUACAUCCGGAUCGUUAUGUGGAUGCCAUUCAAACUAUUCCUUCUCUCAUUCGGUGUGUCGAUCCCCCGCACUCUCGCCGUGUUCAAAAUAUUAGUGUAUGUGUGACGCUGAGCAGAGCAAAGCAAAUUGAAAAAGAAAAUAUUUUUAAAUUGAUUUUAAAGGCAGACAUGAUCGGGAGGCAGUGAAAAACGCGCACAACAGCGGGUCGUGUGAAACCCGGCGGUAUUACCCAAUAUAAUGAAAUCACUGUAACAAUUUUACCGAGUAGGCGAGUCCAAUCUGUGUCACAACGGAAAACCCGAAAGAAAAAAAACAUUAAAGAUCAACCAAGAAAUUCUAUAGAUCCAUUAAUUCAUGAAACCAAGUGUACCGUAUCCCGUCUCAGGAGUUAAUCGUGUGUAGAGAGGCAUGGACUUCCUCGCAAGUAUCAUCAAAAGGCCAAAAAGCAUCGCUACCACUGGCAUCACCACCAACCAACCAAUGACAAUGGAAGCCUUAAAAGCUGAUGGUCCCGCUGAUAAUUACUCUACACCAAGGGAUAAAGAAGGACUUUCACUUGUAUCCCAGGACCUGGACACGUUAGUACAGUCCGCCUCUGAGAGUCCGCAACUGAAGGAACCGCACUGUAAUCUAAUUAAGGAACCUAUCUCGAACCCACUCCCAGCCCCCGAGGACAUCAGUUGUAGUAGAGAAACAAUACAGACAUUUUUAAGCGAAAUAAACUUCAAUCUGAACCAAGUUAGUGAUAACGAAAUGGAGCACUUGCAAGCCAUGAGCGGCGAGCUGAGUCCACUGGCGGUGAAGCCCAGUCCCAAGCCGACGAGCAUGGAGCAACAGAAGGCAAUGGCUGCAGCUCUGGGACAUCAGGCGGCAGUAGCCGGUAGCCUUCAGCUAGACGCAGUUAAGGUUCCAAAAUUUGGAGGUCUUCCCGAGUUCGAUGAAAUGCAAAUACCGGAACUGGCUCCUUUAAGUACCGAUAUAGACACUCAAUUGAAAUGCAACCAUUCGGAUUCUGAUGUUUUUGUCGAGUGUUUAUCGCUUCAUAGCGAGCGCUAUACAGGAGAUCGAUCGGAGCUAGAGGCCUAUUCAAGUGCCCUUAAUGAUGUUUUGGAGCAGCAGCUGUCUAUGACCUCAGCUUCUACACUGGAAGCUGAUUUUAAAGAUCCUUUGGCGGUUAGCCAGCACAACAACGUCAGCUAUGAAGCCAUGGAUGUGGAUGACAUAAACGAAACUAUGGAAAUGUUAAAGGACGUUUUGGACCCGGAAGACCAUCAGCUUAUGCAAACGCAUAUUCUCAGCGUAUCGCAGCCUAAAACGGAGACUAUUUCGGUGCAGUAUAAUCAAAAUCAGGAGCAAAAGAGAAUAGAACAAGACCAGUUAGCUAAAUACCCGGAAUCGAAUAGUGAUGCAACGAAGCCAUCAUUAUUAGAAUCAGUAUUCCCUGAUCAGCCUGUUACACCAUUACUUGAACCGAAUCUUAACUUAACUGCCUUAGACUACACGAAAGAGCUAGCUAAGCAUCGUGAUGAAAACCAAAAGGAUACAAAAGAUGAACCUCAGAAAGAGGACCACCAACCGAUUUGUAGUGCGCAGAUGGAGAACGCAAAUUCUGAGGAGCCCUUAAAUCUCAAUGAGGCUACAGAACCCUCCACAUAUCCAGCAAAAACUCCAAAAUGUCUUAAUCAAGAUAUGCCAUUUGCAGUGGCAGUAGAAUCAAUGGAAAAAACAUUCACUCCCAUCAGCCAUGAGCAAAAUGCGUCCCCAGCUAUGGAGGCAACUGAAGACAGGACUGUGACGGAGCUUGAGCACAUGGAAGUGGAUGACUUUAUGAGAGUGAGUGAGGCUAUAGUGCUUACCUCAUCUCGGCAGGAGCAGGUUAAUGCUCAUUCACCCGUUUCAAGAAAAUCUUGUUUAAACCUCUGCGGGAAAAAUGAUAUGGACUUUCAAGAUAAUAAAAUGGAUCAUAAAACUGCAGGCCUGGAAAGUCAAUUGAAGAUGACUGAAAUAGAGCUACCAGCAGCACAGAUAUCGACGCCCAUACCGACACUUCAAACCAGAAGCAAGGAACUGCCCUUUUCUCCGCCCAUACCUACACAUCGCCCAAAGGCAGCGGAAGAACUAGAGUUCCGGACUCUGAGGGAGUUGCCCUUGCCUGAUGAUGUUCCGUCGGGAGGGAAGGUGGGAGUAAAGCAGAUUUCACACGGCCGCGCGCCCUUUGUGGCAGUCACACCAACGCAGCUGCGAUCCACGACACAUAAUUCUUUGGAUCUAGAUGGAAAAACAACCUCUGCAAUCUCUCCAGAACCCACUUCGCCUAGUUUCCCUAUCAGAGGACCCGCUGAAACACAAUCCCAUUUUCCACGCUCACCCCGUGCUCCGCUCGAGCAAAAAGACAUGCCCUAUUUGGAAGAAGCUGUGGUAGAACCUUCUUCAGAUCGCAACCAAAGCGUCUUCGGAGCUGGUGUCAUCGAAAAGUCCGCAAUUGUCUUUCAGUUGACACAACCGAGUCCACAGAAGCAGAACCUCAACGAAACCUUACCCAUGAGUGAGAUGUCUCCCACUUCCUCAAAUAUGGCAUUUGACAGCGAAAACAUUUCGGAGAACAAGCCACAAAACGAUACAGACACAUUCGCCGUAAGUGUGGGAUCGGUCGAUAAUAAACAGCGCCGUACUUUCUCGGUGAUUCAGUCUCCGACGGAAGAGGAGGAGUCCAAAUCGCGUAGGAUUUUCUGCAUGGAAAAGGAGAACCCACGCCACACCUUCUGCAUUCAGCAUAAGGCUUCUCCAGCAGUGGGGGCCACCGAAGAUACCGGGGCUGAUGACGUUAUGGAUGUAGAUGUCUCCAUGAGGGCAUAUGAUGUAGCCGUAUUGAAGUCGCCUCAGCAAACUUGGAAGGAACCUCAAGCACCAAUUUCAAAUUCACCGCCUAUUCCUUCCCACCAACAUUUAAAGAGACCCCCUAUCCAUGAGACGAAUUCCCCGGUGUCACCCUUGCGUAAUGGUACCGUUGCGUUGGAGGAGCAGGCUCUUUCCGCCAAAGAGCAAGCCACGCUAAGCGCCAGUGAUGAGAAGGACGAUGUUUUCUUAGAACACUUUGGCGCCAUUUCGCCAGUUUCGGAUGACAUGUUCAAGACCAUAAGUGGUUCCAACAAUCAAGAAAAGAUUAGGGUCAAUGCUAAUAGGGAAAUCGAAGGAAAACCCGCUCCUGCGUUGAGCAAACAGAGGGGUGGUGCACCUGGCGAGCUGGAGGCGAUCAUUGAUGCCGAAUUCCACGACGGCGCCAGCAACCAAAACCUAAUACUGAAAUCAUCAGAUUUUGAUUAUUUGUACACGAAAGGCAGCAAUAAUGCGCCUAUCGACCGCAGUUCGCUGCUGCUGAAGUUUGAUCCCCUCCUUGGAGCCCCUGUUCCCGUUAAUCAUCCGAAUCAGCAGGAGCAGGCGCUGCAGAAUAUUCUUGGUUCGAACCAGUAUCAAAACCGUGUUCUGAGCCCAACAUUGGAGGAGCACGAAACAAGUGACGGGAACCAGUCUUUUGGAUUAAUAUCGAGUUGCAAAGAUAUAUCAGUGAAAUGGGAUUGUAAGCCACCUGUGGAUACGUCAAAAAAGCAUGUUAAAAUGAGUGUAGACGUCAUUGAUAACGAUUGCAACAAAACCUUCGAUAAUUUCAACGCUAAUACGGAGGACAAAACGCACAACUACAACAACAUGGAUGAACUGGAGAAGAAAAUCAAAAAUGAAGUAACGAGGUCCGAAGACAUUGAAAAGAAGCUCAAAGAGGGAGAGCAGCGCGAGGAAGCACUGAUCAAGCGUAUUACAGAAAAGGACAAAACAAAUGCAAAACUAAACGGUGUCAUCGAGGCAUAUGAGAAGGCAAUUGCGGAGCUCAUUAGUGAGAAGGAGCAGCAGGCGCAGCUCCACGAGCGGCAGUUGCAAGAAGUCCAGGCUGACCGGGACGCCAAUUACCAUCACUUAACGUCACUGGAGACGACAUUUUCCGAUCUGCAUGUAAAAUAUGAAAAAAGCAAAGAGAUGACCUCGCAGCUUAAAAGCAACGAAGAAUCGCUUCUGGCGGAGCGGAAGCAGAUGAUGGACAAUCUGCGGUUGCAGGAACAGCGCUACGACAAGAUGAAAAACCAUGCCAUGCAGCAGCUGGAAAUUGCAAACAAAAAGCUGGACACCUACGCGAGGGAGCAUGCCGACGAAACGAAAAAACUUAAAGCUUUACUUAAGAAGGAGGAGAUUUCUCGGGUUUCGAUGACGGAGCAGCUGCAACAAAAAUCACGCGAAAACGCCGAUCUGCUCAAGAUCUGCGAAGAGCUUAUCUAUGGCAAGGGACAAGGUGGUAGUAGUUAAACCCAACUCGCGGAUUGCCCGGAAUGUAAUUUAUAUGUGGUAAAAUCGAACGCACCCUCAUCACAACACUCAUUUGGCUCCCCUUGGCUUUCUCGCUAGCAGCAUGUCCGUAAAUCAGUUACUGCACCACAAUCGUCGUCAUCUCCACUAGGUUGCGUAGUCUUCACUGAUUUAGAAAAUGCAUAUGCACAAUUGUAUAAUUUGCCAACUCUAUUUAUGUUGAAUUUCAAGAUUUACACCUAACGUUUCGUCGCAUAUUAUAUGUUUUCUAGAUUUUUAGUUGACCCGAAAACACUCACACAAAUCGCAGGCAAUUGUUCCAUUUGAGUUCCGCUCGUCUUACGGGUCUAGUUGCCCGGCAUAUGUUGCUAUUUCUGUAUCGUAUCGAACCUGCCUCCUGAUUUACGUUCUAUGAUAUUACUUGGCGGUGAACUGUGCCGGAAAACUGGUGUUUAGCAAUUGGGCAGAGAAGCAGAAUGCUAGUGUGCAGCGGCAGCUAAAUAAACAGGCAAAUGAAAAUUGUAAGGAACUGCGUUCGCUUGAGGCGCGCUUUUAUAAUAUGUUUAAAAGUACACUUAGUUUAUUAAAUGAAAAAUUUGUAAUAGUUGUACUAAAAAUAUCUCCGUAAUACAUACUAGUACUAAAACAAGAAAGCGUAAAAAACUUAAAGAGAACAUUUUAAAUAUACGAAAAAAUUUAUUUAUGCAUAAUACAACACAUUGGUUUGCUUUGUUCAACAUGAAAUUCUUAGUUUGACGAAGAAGUUGCCUUACAAAAAAACAGGUAGUGAGACCGAACCGAUAUGACCCCACAUUUUAUAAGUUGAGCUCCUUUAGAUGUUUCAAGCAAAUCUCUUCUUCUAAAGUUUACAUUCUAUGAAAGUUUGUAAUCUACACAACGGUAAAAAAAAUUUCACAAUGUUUAAUUUAUCAACAAUAUUGGAAAAGACAAAAAUCGAUUUAAACAUCGAUAGUAAGAACACAACCCAUCACAACGCCAGUGAACUCGUACAGAAGUUUUAAUAAAUUGAACUUCCAAGUAAGAAAAUUAUUGUAAUCUAAGAAAAAACAUUAACUUGUUUAUCACCAAGUGGAAAGUGAAAAAAAACGAACUAGAAUUGUAUACAAAUUUGUACCCAGUCCAUGUAAUCUGAUAAACGCUACUUCAUAUUAACAUCAUACAUAUAUUUUUCUAAAGUAGGAACCACGGAUGAAACACUUGUGCUUUUAGGGAAAGUUUUCGAGAACAGAACCGGAAUAACUGUUGUAGUUUGACAUUUGAAAAAGAAUGAGUUAUAUAUUAAUGCGCUGUAAAAACACAAAUACUCGUAGUAUUACAACAUGCCAGCACAUAUGAACCUCCGAUGUGCUAAGCAAGCAUGUGAUGUACGUAGAGGUGAUUGAUUGAGAUGCAUUCAGUGAAUAAAAUAUUUAAUUGCAUUAAAACCGAA
Messenger RNA from Drosophila yakuba, 5906 nucleotides. RefSeq lists its product as uncharacterized. The record is from RefSeq and is a predicted model, not a curated record. Lineage: Eukaryota; Metazoa; Arthropoda; Insecta; Diptera; Drosophilidae. Bases 512 to 4456 code for a protein of 1314 amino acids. Gene Ontology annotation, biological process: mitotic spindle organization; cell population proliferation; cerebral cortex development. Gene Ontology annotation, cellular component: cytoplasm. The transcript is spliced from 10 exons.